CUGAUGCAUCACCUGUUAUCUAGUUCUCGUGAUGACUCAACGAACUCAACAGCAGCAAAACACAAUGACAUGAUGUGCGAUAGAAACAUUUUGAAAUCCCAGUAUGUCCGUAUUUGCACAAGACAUGUCACCUCACUAGCCGUCGCGGUAAUUGUGCAAUGAGGAUCUAAAUGAAAUCAUCUUGUUCAAAAUUAUUUAUGAUCGUUAUUUAUAACGAAAUAAUAUAUGGCAUUCCAUGAGAUCGCAUUAUUCGGCAGGUGUAUGUAAAACCCCUUAUCAGUCCAAUCUGGUAAAAUGUAUAAUGACGUGAAGCGACUGUUGUAAAGAUGGUGAUAAGGAAGUGGUGCACAGAGUUCCAGAGACCAUUUAUAGCCAGCAGGCCAAUACAUUCCAGAAUGGCCAGCUCGCCGUACAUAGUAACAUUUGCCGUGAUAGUGUUAUUCAGUGGAAUGGCUGAUUUGUCCAUUGUGUUGGAGGGUAACGGAUAUUCUAACAUCGUUGUCGCAAUAUCCAAGGAUAUUCCUCAGCCCGCUGAUAAUCGAACUGAGUUAAUAGAUAAAUUGAAGGAUCUGCUAACGGAAGCAUCAGCCGUCCUGUUUAAAGCUACGGAUGAUAAAGUUUAUUUUAAAAGCAUCGAUAUUGUUAUCCCGCCUUCAUGGAAAGACACCGAAGCUACAAACACAUCAACGACCUCUUUCCAGUUAGCCGAUAUUCGUCUCAAUUCAGACAGUGCUUCAAAUGAUUUGCCGCACACGUCACACUCCGGCAAAUGUGGCGUAGCUGGAGAUUUUAUUACGCUUCCCGUCAAAUUUGUUAUGGAUUCAGAAGAAACUGACGAAGUCAAAGCAAAAGGAUUAGUUCAGCAAUGGGCUCAGCUUCGAUAUGGUGUAUUUGAAGAACAUGGCUUUCCUAAUGACGACCUGUUACCUUAUUUUUAUCGACACCCUGAUGGUUACGACGUAGUCUCUUCAAGCAACGAUACAGAGAUAAAAGGAAAUCUUAAAAGCCUGUCAGAUGGCGAUUGUGAAGUUGACGAAUUCGGUAUCAUAUCAAAUCAAGGCGAAUGCCGCUUCAUCCCAAAUGCUACUGAGCAAACGGCUACCACGUCUUUGAUGAGCUUCCACUGGCUUGAUUCCGUGAUUAGUUUUUCGAAAGCUGACAAACAUGAUAAGAAACCACCGCAUCGUCAGAAUCGUCUCUGUAGUUCAAGAAGUAGCUCAGAAAUCAUGGCUAACUUACCCGAUUUUGAUAGCAUAGCACCCAUUCCUGGACAGGAUACAAAGCCGGAAUUUCGACUACUACAAAAUAAAAUGAUACCAGUUGUUUACCUUGCCAUUGACAAAUCACGGCCAUCAAACCCAAAUAACACGGAAAUAACACAAAUAAAAAGCGUUUUCACAAGAAGCUUGCGCACUUUGUUUACGUUUCUCAACGAUAACGUGCCAGAUACCUUAGUGGCGUGGUCUACAUUUGAAAACGUGGAUUUUUCUGACAUUGAAGGUUCUUACCUAAUAGAAGAAUUACCUCCAACUAGGAUUCAGGAUGGAAAAGAAGCCCUUGAUCAAAAAACAUUUGCAUUCGAUUAUUCGGUUAAUGUUGUGACACGCGACGUAUCGGCGGUUAUUCGCGAUGCCGAAUUACGUUUGAGCAAGUACAAGGAUGUUGGUGGCAGUAUAUUGUACAUCAUAACAUCCAACGAAUCGGAAACUAACGACACCGUAACGGAAACAAAUAUGGCCGAGAAACUCCUCCUCAAUAAUAUCAAACUGGUAGUAGCAGAGUCCGGAAAAAACCUCGUGAAAGACCUUUUUCGUUUCUCUGUUUUGUCACAAGGCAGCCAUUACUUCACAUCGUUUUGGGAAAGUUCCGCAUUUUUCACUCCAAUUAACACAGAAAUAUUAAAUGAUUGCCAAAAUGGCUUGAAAACUGAAAGAAGAAUGAUAACUAUAAGAAAAGAUUCAAUCAAAAACGGCAAUCCUUGGACAGGAUCUUUCUCAAUUGAUGAAACUGUCGGAAGCAACACAACUGUUGUUCUUGAAUCACCCACGGUGGGUUCGUUCACUGUCACUCUUACUAGUCCCAGCGGCAACAUUCUGACUCUGGAUAAACAACCGGAAGAAAACAACUGGAAUGAUCCAGCUUCUUCAGUCAAAGUCGUUUGGCAGCGAAUUCCAGAUACUACCGCUACCGGACGGUGGAUUUAUAAAGUAGAUUACGACUCCUCUUCUUGCAGUACCUGUGAUGCAGAACCUGAAAUUCAUUUACAAAUUGGCUCAUCAAUUAGAAGUGAAACAUCGCCGCUAUUGCCAACGUUUCAUCCGUGGGUAUCACUAACUCCUGGAUCGAAUUUUGUUGACCUCUCCCGACAUCCGGUGGUUAUUCAAGCCCGGUUUGACUACGCAAGAGGCCGCCUAGGCGGUUUGAUGGCAACAGCCGACGUACGUUUAAACUCAGCUGUCGUGUCUUCGGUUCCUCUUUUUGAUACCGGAUUAAUGGAUUCAGAUAUAUCGAAAGACGGGAUUUAUUCCGGAAUCUUUUACCCGGAAGCAAACGGAAUUUAUGAAGUGGAUUUCCAUGCUGUGCAUGGUAGCUCCGCAAAGGGGAGUAAUAGGCUUCUUAAUUCCGAUCAAAAUUCCUACUGCUGUGGAUCUUCGCUUCCCACAACCACUUUGAACAAUUUUGAGAUCACUGUCAACGAAGCUGUUCAUUUUGAAGUGCAAAAUGCGCCGUCACAAACUGUGGCAUAUCCUAUCGUGAGUGAUUUCCGAGGAAAUACUUACGGAGUCGACCGAAACUUGGUUUACGCUGAUUUGAGAUGGACUGUCCCUUUUAACACCAUAAACCAGACUGUAAAGUAUUCAGAAGAUUAUGAACAGUUAUUAAACAACUUUGGAUCAGCUCCAGAGGCUAAAGUAGAGUACGGCUUUUUAAACGACAUAGAAGCCGGAACAUCCGUUUUUGUAUACGUCUCCGCUUCAUAUACAGAGGGCAAGAACGUUUAUUUUGUGGUCGAAACAACAGGGGAAGGCAAUAUAAAGACUUGCUCAAAUUUAAUCUGGACGGAAGGUAAUCCACCUGAAAAUGUCUUCACGACUCCAGGAACUACUACACCUUCAACAACUACACCUUCAACAACUACACAAUCAACUACCACACAAUCAACUACCACGCAGUCAACUUCCACAUUGCUUACAACGGAAUUAACGGAAUUAACUACGACCGAAGAGAUAAUGAGCUCAACUGAACCCAGCACUGAAAUUUCAACCAUUUCUACUAGCGAUUCCAGUUCAACUGAAUUACCUACUGAUGUCCCAACUUCAACGACCGACAUUUCAACUGAUCCUUCUAGCACAUUAGACGUCACGAGUUCUACGAUCAGUUCGACUCCGAUCAGUUCGACUCCGAUCAGUUCGACUCCGAUCAGUUCGACUCCGAUCAGUUCAACUCCGAUCAGUUCGACUCAGAUCAGUUCAACCCCAACCAUUUCUUCAACUGGUUCUAUUACAACAGAUUCAACAGCCAUUACCGAUUCGACUGUUAGCGCAGAGCCGACAACUGAGGAACCAACAACUGAAGGUCCUGAUCCGGGACUUACUCCUGCCGAAAUAGGAUACAUCGUUGGCGGAGUAGUUGGAGGAAUUGUAGUUAUAGGUGCCAUUACGGGAGGCGUUAUUUUCUAUAAAAAGAAACAAGGCGGAGUUAGUAGUCCGUCCCCUGCAAGCAAUUCUAAUUACGACAGAAGUAACGGAAGGGAAGGAGGGUAUUCAAACUCUCGAUAUCCAGCUUCCACUCCGUACACUUCUCCUUCAGGUUCAGGAGGUGUGAACAAUUCACGUCAACCAGAAAGCCUAGGACGACAGGAUAUGAAUGAAAUACAGAGCAAUGAAGCUUACGACAAUAUUGGUGUCACCAUUGAAGACGACGAUAUGCUGAUGACAGCAAUGUAAAACAUGUUGCAGUUUCAUGACUAUAUUUUCAAUAUAUUAUAACAUUGCUCCAGA
This is a messenger RNA of Daphnia pulex (common water flea), 4001 nucleotides long. Its product is annotated as calcium-activated chloride channel regulator 1-like. The record is from RefSeq and is a predicted model, not a curated record. The coding region runs from base 327 to 3947 and encodes 1206 amino acids. The transcript is spliced from 16 exons. NCBI's taxonomy places the organism in Eukaryota, Metazoa, Arthropoda, Branchiopoda, Diplostraca, Daphniidae.